AUCUUUGGCUUGGUUGACGUCUACAGAAUGCAUAAUGGCGGCUUCCUUGGAAGUCGGGGCUAUUUCGAUAAUGACUGGUUCGGAUGAUUUUAGAACAGAAGAUACCGGGGAUGAGUCGGCAGAGGAAACAAAAUAUGAUUUGAAAAAAGAUCAAGAUUCUGAGGAAGACGAACCGGCAGAGGAACCAAGAGAGCCAAGGAUCCGUGAAACGCCAGAGGACAUCAAACUCGACGCAAUUGUCAACACAUUGGCCUUCCAUCCAAAACAAGAUAUUUUUGCUGCCGGGGAUAUUGACGGUGAUAUUUACGUAUACUCCUACUCGUGCACAGAGGGGGAGAGCAAGGAGCUAUGGUCGUCUGGACAUCACCUCAAGUCCUGCAGGGAAGUUGCUUUCUCUCAUGAUGGACAGAAACUGUUCAGCGUUUCAAAAGACAAGUCAGUCCAUCUCAUGGAUGUGGAAGGGGGAAAACUUGUCACACGCAUCGCCAAAGCCCACAGUGUCCCAAUCAAUGCACUGCUGCUGGUGGAUGAGAAUGUGCUCGCCACCGGGGAUGAUGGGGGGACACUGAAGGUUUGGGACAUGAGGAAGGGCACAUCGUUCAUGGACCUGAAGCAUCAUGAUGACUAUAUCAGCGGCAUUGCUAUUGACCAGGCCAAGAGAAUGCUUCUCACCUCCAGUGGUGAUGGGACGAUGGGGGUCUUCAACAUCAAGAGGCGGCGAUUUGAGCUCCUGUCAGAGUUCCAGAGUGGGGACCUUACCUCGGUGGCCAUUAUGAAACGAGGGAAGAAGGUGGUGUGUGGCUCCAGUGAAGGGACUAUGUACAUCUUCAACUGGAAUGGCUUUGGAGCCACCAGUGACCGCUUCGCUGUGAAGGCAGAAUCUGUGGACUGCAUUGUUCCCAUUACAGACAGUAUACUGUGUGCUGCCUCCAUGGAUGGAGUUAUACGUGCCAUAAACCUCCUGCCCAAUCGGGUACUGGGCUGCAUAGGGCAGCAUGUUGGGGAGCCUAUUGAGCAAAUUGCCCGCUCUCGCGACUCACGUUUCCUGGCGAGCUGUGCCCACGACCAGAUGAUCAAGUUCUGGGACAUUUCAAGUCUCCGCGACAUGACAGUCAGUGACUACCGGAAGCGGAAGAAGAAAGAUGGGAACCUCAAGUCCCUCAGCAAGAAAGCCUAUGGGGGUGGGGAUGAUUUCUUUUCUGGACUGAUGGAAGAGACUGAGGCAAAAAAGGAAGAGGAUGAAGGAGACAGUGACAGCGACAGUGAUUAAAAGAUACUUGUGGAAGUCAUGCCCAUCAUGUGUUGCCAGAGGUGUUGUGUGCUAUUGGUCAAACAACUCCUGGCCAUUGCACCAAUAAACUCUUCUCAGCCAGCACUGUUGAAAGAGGCAUCUUGGCAGAGUGGAAGCUUUAGAUGGCGUAUGCUUGGGGCAUAGCCUUGGAGAUGAGAACAGCCUGUUUCAUCCACUGCUUGCAGUGUGUUUUUCUCCUGAAACAUGACUCUUCAAAAGUCUGGUGCAAUCCCAGGUUAAAAUAUGUUAUGUUGUAAAACACAUUUGUUAAAUGUAGAGCCCUUAGAAAUUAGUCCCAUAGAUCUGGUUGGAUUCUGCCAUUGGAGAGCUAAGCUAUGGAAACUCAGGAUCAAGGAAGAGUCUGGGGCUGCUUAUGGGGUCAGAGGUCAAGUGUCACUGUUCAGAUUUGUCUUGCAAGAGGAAACCCCUCGGCCUGGUUUGCUGUAGUAUCUUUGCCUUAUUACCAGUAUAGUAGCAUGACAUCAUGUACAUGUAUGUAAUGUACAGCAUAACAUCGUUUAAAAAGACAUGGAAAUAAAAUGUUCAAUUUUUACAUUC
This is a messenger RNA of Salmo salar (Atlantic salmon), 1849 nucleotides long. RefSeq names its product WD repeat domain 55 (gene wdr55). Gene Ontology annotation, molecular function: protein binding. Lineage: Eukaryota; Metazoa; Chordata; Actinopteri; Salmoniformes; Salmonidae. The record is from RefSeq and is a predicted model, not a curated record.